Messenger RNA from Periconia digitata, 2208 nucleotides. The record is from the annotation of a GenBank genome assembly. Lineage: Eukaryota; Fungi; Ascomycota; Dothideomycetes; Pleosporales; Periconiaceae.
UUGGGCUCUGCCUAUGCUGCUUAACGGCCGCGGCGGGAGUCUUCUCCGUUGCUCCAGCGUCCUGCUCGGGAUAUAUGAGGCAUUGGAAGCCCCGUACGACUCAGCCUUCUCAAGUAGACUUCUUUCUUCUUCAAACUCUUUCCGGGAAGUCAUUUCAAUCCACCAUGACAGACUCGUACCUACCCAAAGACUUCCUCUGGGGCUUUGCCACGGCUAGCUACCAGAUUGAAGGUGCUCCCAAGGCAGAUGGCCGAGGCGAAAGUAUCUGGGACACUUUCUGUCGACGACCGGGCAAGAUCGCGGACGGAUCCAGCGGCGAUGUGGCCUGCGAUUCCUAUAACCGGACAGCUGAGGACAUUGAGCUGCUCAAGUCGACCGGUGCUCAAUCAUACCGCUUCUCAUUGUCGUGGUCGCGCAUCAUUCCCCUGGGCGGCCGCAACGACCCUAUCAACGAGAAAGGCAUCCAGCACUAUGUUAAGUUUGUCGACGACCUACGUGCCGCUGGCAUCGAGCCUAUGAUUACGUUGUUCCACUGGGAUCUUCCCGAGGAACUUGAUGCCCGGUAUGGUGGAUUGCUCAACAAGGACGAGUUCUCCAAGGACUUUGAGAACUAUGCCCGCGUGUGCUUCAAGGCGUUUGGAGACAAGGUCAAGUACUGGAUCACCUUCAACGAGCCCUGGUGCAGUUCCGUGCUCGGAUUCAGCAUUGGACAGUUCGCUCCGGGCCACACCAGCGACAGGUCCAAGAGUGAUGUGGGUGACAGUUCCACGGAACCGUGGAUUGCGGGACAUUCGUGCCUCGUGGCUCACGGUCGUGCUGUCAAGGCAUACAGAGACGAUUUCAAGGCCAAGGAUGGUGGCCGGAUUGCAAUCACAUUGAACGGCGACUGGGCCUAUCCAUGGGAUGAGAACGACCCCAAGGACGUUGAGGCCGCCAACCGCAAGAUCGAAUUCGCAAUCGCGUGGUUCGGUGACCCAAUUUACUUUGGCAAGUACCCAGACUCGAUGCGCGCACAGCUGGGGAACCGCUUGCCGGAGCUCACGCCCGACGAAGUCGCUCUCAUCAAGGGCAGCAACGAUUUCUAUGGCAUGAACCAUUACUGCGCAAACUACAUCCGCCACAAGGAGGGCGAGGCCGACAUCAACGAUUUCGCAGGCAACCUCGACAUCCUGUACCAAAACAAGGAAGGUACCUGGGUCGGUCCCGAGACGCAGUGCCCCUGGCUUCGCCCGAACCCCAAGGGCUUCAGGCUGCUCAUUAAGUGGCUCUCGGAUCGGUAUGGUGGCCCGACUUUCUAUGUAACGGAGAACGGGACGAGUUUGAAGGGUGAGAGUCAGUUGCCGCUCGAGCAGCUGCUCGACGACGAAUUCAGAUGCGAAUACUUCCGCGGCUACAUCGGCGCGCUGGCUGAUGCGCAUGCCAUAGAUGGCGUCGAUGUGCGAGGAUAUUCCGCUUGGAGUCUUAUGGACAACUUCGAAUGGGCCGAAGGCUACGAGACCCGCUUCGGCGUCACCUAUGUCGACUACGAGGGAGGCCAGAAACGGCACCCCAAGAAGAGCGCCAAGGAAAUCGGCCAGAUCUUUGCAAAAUAUAUCAAGAAGGAAUAACGAUGUAGUCGCAUGAGCAACCGAUAAACCCAUGAUCAGCAGACCUGUAAGAAGUAUUGCUAAUCUCUUAUCUAUCGGCGACGAGCAGACCAAGGGGGUUUAGGUGAAGGGGAAUUCCUAGAGAAGGCAGGAUGGAUUGGGUUGGCAAGAUCAUUGAAGGAACGUGAUCAUUGUUUUUUUUUCCCUUGCUGGUGUGAUAUAGGUAGGACAAAACGUACAUAACAUGCAAUCAAAGUACUUACACAAUUAUUGACACGCGCCACACUCGUUCUCGUUUGUCUUGUUUCCUGUUGUUUCUACAUCGCUUCUCUUCUCUUGACAUGUCCUCCUCGCCACCAAACUGCGAACAAUCAAUGGAAAUCAUUCAAAUUUCUUACAACGAUUUUUACCACCACUCACCACUCACUACUCUCCUCCCCUAACUACAAACCUAUACAUAUAUUUUUAUACGCUUGUAUAUACAUACCCCUCUAAAACAAUCUCUAAAAUAUACACUCUCUUCUUGAGUAUUGCAGCCUGGCCCGGUGCCAAAAGCAAAACUCCUUGUGUAAACCUUUUUGUCCCCGCUUACUAUUCAUCACCUUAUUUUAUCCGCCUUUUU